AUGUCCGGUCCGGCGAAGUGUGCCUCACUUGUAAACACAGUCACGCAGACGGUCACCGCAGCGGCCGUUGAAGCAGGGAACCGCAUUGCGAACCUCAUACCCGGACUGACUCUGAAGUGGGACUUCCUGUCGAUUCUCUUGCUGAAGCCUCAGAAGCUCUUCUGCAAGGAGAUCUACACAACACCGAAUUUCGAGAACUCCCCCUGCGCGGAUCAGCUCGGGUGCGGGACAGCCGGCCAGGGCCCACCAGAUGAAUCGGAGGUCGAGACUGUGCCGCCGGAGCAAGUGGAUCCGCCGACUGUAGAGAGGAGUCCUGGGAGUCCGGGCAAAACAGUCCAGUUCGGCUUCGAGUUUAUCCAGAUUGGCAACUUCCGUCUCGGGGCCGUCGAUGACAAUCACUUCUCGAUCUCGCGCCGGAGCUGA
Symbiodinium necroappetens is the source of this 423-nucleotide messenger RNA. NCBI's taxonomy places the organism in Eukaryota, Dinophyceae, Suessiales, Symbiodiniaceae. The record is from the annotation of a GenBank genome assembly.